Messenger RNA from Ochotona curzoniae (black-lipped pika), 1231 nucleotides. It is a transcript of the gene TMEM120B, whose product is annotated as transmembrane protein 120B. Lineage: Eukaryota; Metazoa; Chordata; Mammalia; Lagomorpha; Ochotonidae. Gene Ontology annotation, biological process: fat cell differentiation. The transcript is spliced from 12 exons. Gene Ontology annotation, cellular component: nuclear inner membrane. The record is from RefSeq and is a predicted model, not a curated record. Bases 89 to 1108 code for a protein of 339 amino acids.
GAGCGCACGGGCGUGGGGUGUGCUUGCUGGCCGGUGGGGCCACGCUGCGGGAGCGGCCGCGGCCGUCGCCGCCUUGCACCACUGCACCAUGUCCGGGCAGCUGGAGCAUUGCGAGCGCGAGUGGCACGAGCUGGAGGGAGAAUUUCAGGAAUUGCAGGAGACUCACCGGGUCUACCGGCAGAAGCUGGAGGAGCUGACGGCUCUGCAGGCCUCCUGCAGUGGCUCCAUUAGCAAGCAGAAGAAGCGCCUCAAGGACCUGAAGCACACCCUGCAGAGGUACAAGCACCAUGCCAGUCAGGAGGAGGCGCAGCUGGUCCAGCAGAUGAGUGCCAACAUCAAGGAGAGACAGAAUGUCUUCUUCGACAUGGAGGCCUACCUGCCCAAGAAGAACGGGCUGUACUUGAACUUGGUCCUUGGAAAUGUGAACGUGACCCUUCUCAGCAACCAGGCCAAGUUUGCCUACAAGGACGAGUAUGAGAAGUUCAAGCUCUAUCUGACCAUCAUCCUGCUCCUGGGCGCCGUGGCCUGUCGAUUUGUCCUGCACUACCGGGUGACGGACGAAGUGUUCAACUUCCUGCUGGUCUGGUACUAUUGCACCCUCACCAUCCGGGAGAGCAUUCUCAUCAGCAACGGCUCCAGAAUCAAAGGCUGGUGGGUGUCUCAUCAUUAUGUUUCCACAUUCCUGUCUGGGGUGAUGCUGACCUGGCCUAACGGACUAAUCUACCAGAAGUUUCGGAACCAGUUUUUAGCAUUUUCCAUUUUUCAAAGCUGUGUCCAGUUCCUACAGUAUUACUACCAGCGAGGCUGCCUGUACCGGCUGCGUGCCCUGGGCGAGCGGAAUCACCUGGAUCUCACUGUGGAAGGGUUCCAGUCCUGGAUGUGGCGGGGCCUCACCUUCCUGCUGCCAUUCCUGUUCUGUGGCCACUUCUGGCAGCUCUACAACGCUGUGACACUGUUCGAGCUCUCCAGCCAUGAGGAAUGCAGAGAAUGGCAGGUAUUCGUACUGGCUCUCACCUUCCUCGUCCUCUUCCUGGGCAACUUCCUGACCACACUCAAAGUCGUGCAUGCCAAACUCCAGAAGAACAGAAACAAGAUGAAGCAGCCGUGACCUUUACUGACUCUCUUGUUCCCUCGGCCAGAAGGCCACGCUGCCUGGCUGGGGACGGCGCAGUGUUACCCCCCAGCCUCCUAUUUAUGACAUAUUUAAUACUGGGCCUUUUGGCUUCCCUGG